Molecule: messenger RNA, 1767 nt
Organism: Fonsecaea monophora
Lineage: Eukaryota; Fungi; Ascomycota; Eurotiomycetes; Chaetothyriales; Herpotrichiellaceae
Exons: 3
Coding region: 1-1767 (588 amino acids)
Biological process (GO): DNA-templated transcription
Cellular component (GO): nucleus
Molecular function (GO): zinc ion binding; DNA binding
Source: RefSeq, a predicted model, not a curated record
AUGUUGAAUCUCCCGUUGGGAUCUCCCGACGGGUCGCAGUGCCUUCCUUCAUUGAGCAUGUGGAACGAAGCUCCCUUCUGCGUGGUGAACAAGCCCAUCUCGACGGUCCAAGACAGGAUAGCAGACCAAGAACACGGAGAGGCCUCAUCCCACUCCAUCGCGCCGCCACACGAUCUCGGCCCCGCUGUGGUGGAUCCCAUCGUCGAUUCGGUCGAAGGCAGCUCUCACGUCGUCAGCCCUGCGAUAGCCGACGAUGACAACGUCUUUCAAAUGUAUCUAUUCAGCACGCCCUACGGUCAACGUGGACGGACGGUCCGAUUCUAUCCAAACGCGGGCGAUGCAGGUGGGGGUGGACCCGUCCGUGUGAUAGUCUUCAACACUGCCCCGAGACGCGGCCGCAGGGAGAAGGAGGGCCGAGCGCUGGCGGCGUCGAAGUGUGCAAUGAUUGAGAGACACAUCGCGCCCUACGAAGAAGAGGUUAUCAAUUUGUUUUUUGAUAAGAUCAACAAGUGCUUUCCUAUCUUUGACGAGAUCCUGUUUCGGCGACUCUUGCUUACUCAGAAAGACAAGAUAUCGCCCUCUCUACUCGCUUUUUUAUAUGGAAUUACCCUGAUAUACUGGAACACCUCCCCGAGCCUCAAGAACGUUCCUCGUCCAGAUCCUUGGCCCCUCUGGAGGCUGGCUGAAGACACUCUUAACGAAGAGUUCAAAUGCACGCCUGGCAUUUCAACCAUUAUGUCAAUCCUUAUCAACCUCUCUACCCGGCCCAGUCUUCUCAAUCUUGGGAAUAGCGCCUUGAUGGGGAUGGCUGUGUCCCUCGCCAAUGCAUUUGGGCUGAAUCGGGACCCUUCGGGAUGGAACCUCUCACUCACAGAGAAGAAGUUUAGAAUACGAAUAUGGAGGAUCGUCCUGAUCUGUGAUCGCUGGUGUAGCUUGGCCUACGGCACCCCGCCUCUGAUAAAUCGAGUCCACCACGACGUCCCGAUUCCCGCCGUCGAGGACCUCUACAAUCCAGGCGCAUCGGCCGACCAAAUCAGCGCCACGCGUCGUUUCGUUGCCCUGGCCACCUUGACUGACGUCCUCGGCGAUUGUUUAGAACUGGUAUACCGCCUCGAGAUGGACCCGUCCAAGAGGGACGCCACUCCACAUGGCCUCGAGAGCCUUUUGACGCAUUGGGAGGACUCUUUGACGGACAACCUCCGUCGCGAGGUUCUCCGCGGCAAGCACCUCGUUGGCCCAGGUGCGGCUAACCUUCGACUGGCGUAUUUGUCGGUCAAACUCCUGAUCCGGCGUCGCCAACUCGACCUAGACAAGACGUCUCGCCAGAUCGGCGAUGUUGACUCGCUGUGCUUCCUACAGGCCCGCAAGGCGGCCGAAGAGGUGGUCGACUUUGUACGAGAGUUGGAGGAGUCGCACUGUCGGGAUUUCUGGAUCCCUUUCAACGCCCACACGCUUACGUCAGCGACCACUUUUCUUCUGAGAAGUGCCCUCUCUUCCAGGGGACCCGUACGGAAUACUUCGUUACAACUGGCGCGGCGCAUGAUCGAGGCACUCGACUCCCAUCGCCGCAACUACGCCUGGGACCUCGCGGACAACUGUCUAGCAAACUGUACCGACUUGAUGGACAAGAUCGAGGCGGCAUGUGCGGAGCCAACGUGCAGCACGGCGGCAUUACAGGAGUCCAUGCCGAUGGACAUGGACAUUGAAGCACUCGAGGACUGGUUCCCAGACUUCCCGAACAGUUAUCCUCUAGACCCUAUGGGCUGA